This is a messenger RNA of Rattus rattus (black rat), 4501 nucleotides long. It is a transcript of the gene St6gal1, whose product is annotated as ST6 beta-galactoside alpha-2,6-sialyltransferase 1. Bases 802 to 2013 code for a protein of 403 amino acids. The record is from RefSeq and is a predicted model, not a curated record. The transcript is spliced from 8 exons. Lineage: Eukaryota; Metazoa; Chordata; Mammalia; Rodentia; Muridae. Gene Ontology annotation, molecular function: sialyltransferase activity.
UGUGGACGGACCGCACGAUUCCCUGCAUUACUCGGAGCCCUAAGCAGGCACCUUUAACCUUGAGCCUGCUCGCUAGCGACCUCCAGAGGGCCAGGCUGGUUUGGGACCGGUAUGAUAAAGCCCUCUUCUAGUUUUAACGACUCUAUUUGCAUAACGGAGACCACGCUUCCUCCCGCCGGUCUGCAGUGCUUUUCUUUGCUCCUUCCCGGACCUCUGCACCCACAUCUGCGGGUCCCUCUCUGCUCCCCAGAAGAUCCCUUCUCAAGGGGACUCACUCGGAGCUUGAGUCCCGGGCUCUUCUCCCUCCGCCGGGUGAGGUCGGGAGGCACCUGGGGGAGCGGAGUUGAGCACCAGGCUGGGCUGGGGAGCCGCCCUGGCACUGCCCGACCCUAACAAAGAGAAUCGGGCUGCGCGCCGCGCGAGCGCUCGGUGGGCUCCGGGGCCGCCGCCGCCUUCCCGGCUGAGAGCGCCGCAAGCAGGGGUAGAGCCAGCUGUGCCAAGCUCCACAGCCAGUGGCUGAGAGAGAAGCAAUCAGUGCCCCGGAAGUCAACUGAAAUGAACUGGCCCCCUUGAGGCUUCCCCAAAUACCUGAUACCCACUUUCCAGCCCGAUGCUGAGAUGGUUUUUGAUCAUCCUGAGAAAAAUGAGCCUUGGCCUCCAGACCUAGUAAAGUAACCUCUUUCUCAUGGAGAACAGUGCUGGCUCCUGAGGAUCUGGAGGGCCUGCAGCCCCAGAGGGAUUAGCCAGAAGCAGGCGUGGUUCCUGCUCUGCACAGUGGCUCUCCUGUCUGGAUCAUUCAUUAUGAUUCAUACCAACUUGAAGAAAAAGUUCAGCCUCUUCAUCCUGGUCUUUCUCCUGUUCGCAGUCAUCUGUGUGUGGAAGAAAGGGAGCGACUAUGAGGCCCUUACACUGCAAGCCAAGGGAUUCCAGAUGCCCAAGAGCCAGGAGAAAGUGGCCAUGGGGUCUGCUUCCCAGGUUGUGUUCUCAAACAGCAAGCAAGACCCUAAGGAAGACAUUCCAAUCCUCAGUUACCACAGGGUCACAGCCAAGGUCAAACCACAGCCUUCCUUCCAGGUGUGGGACAAGGACUCCACGUACGCAAAACUUAACCCCAGGCUGCUGAAGAUCUGGAGAAACUAUCUGAACAUGAACAAAUAUAAAGUAUCCUACAAGGGGCCCGGGCCAGGAGUCAAGUUCAGCAUAGAAGCACUGCGUUGCCACCUUCGAGACCAUGUGAACGUGUCUAUGAUAGAGGCCACAGAUUUUCCCUUCAACACCACUGAGUGGGAGGGUUACCUGCCCAAGGAGAACUUUAGAACCAAGGUUGGGCCUUGGCAAAGGUGUGCCGUCGUCUCUUCUGCAGGAUCUCUGAAAAACUCCCAGCUUGGUCGAGAGAUUGAUAAUCAUGAUGCAGUCCUGAGGUUUAAUGGGGCCCCUACCGACAACUUCCAACAGGAUGUGGGCUCGAAAACUACCAUUCGCCUAAUGAACUCUCAGUUAGUCACCACAGAAAAGCGCUUCCUCAAGGACAGUUUGUACACCGAAGGAAUCCUAAUUGUAUGGGACCCAUCCGUGUAUCAUGCAGAUAUCCCAAAGUGGUAUCAGAAACCAGACUACAAUUUCUUCGAAACCUAUAAGAGUUACCGAAGGCUGAACCCCAGCCAGCCAUUUUAUAUCCUCAAGCCCCAGAUGCCAUGGGAACUGUGGGACAUCAUUCAGGAAAUCUCUGCAGAUCUGAUUCAGCCAAAUCCCCCAUCCUCCGGCAUGCUGGGUAUCAUCAUCAUGAUGACGCUGUGUGACCAGGUAGAUAUUUACGAGUUCCUCCCAUCCAAGCGCAAGACGGACGUGUGCUAUUAUCACCAAAAGUUCUUUGACAGCGCUUGCACGAUGGGUGCCUACCACCCGCUCCUCUUCGAGAAGAAUAUGGUGAAGCAUCUCAAUGAGGGAACAGAUGAAGACAUUUAUUUGUUUGGGAAAGCCACCCUUUCUGGCUUCCGGAACAUUCGUUGUUGAGUACCUAGCCAGGCACCCUUAUCCUUCUCCAUACGUCAUUUUAUGGCUACUCUCCUGGUUACCGCUGCUUGAAGGAGUGUUUUUAUUCAACAGGCCCAGCCUGCUUCCUGCACUCUAGGGAAUUUUGUUGGCAAGAGUUCUGGGGCCUCCAGAGCCUGAUAGCAGGGAGGCAGACCCUGCCUCCCUGGGGCCACAGAGGAUGGGAGUCCAGAUUCUUGCCACACUCAUUCCUCCUAGACAGCAUCCUUCUCUCCUUCCACAUGGGUAGGGGAAAGAUCCACAUUUCUCACCAGGGUUGCCAAAACUAGACUUUGUUUUCUCCAACUGGAUGAUGUCAUCCUCUCAAAGCAGCACCCUCUGUGGCUUGAAGUCUCUCCCUAGGUAUUGAUUUCACAUCCGAAAGAAACUCUCCCAAAUCAUGAUUUGUGUCAGAUGCAGGGUGGCUUCAGGGAGGGGAAGAAAAUAAUUGGGGCAGGAUGGGGAAGCCUACUCAGUUACUCCAGAGUCAAGGUGCUCCCAAGGGCACUCCCUUGGGGACAUAGUCCUGUUGUCACCCUGUCUGGCUAGGCUGAUCCUUAAUCCUGGGUGCUUAUGAGCAAAGGACUUUGGGUAGCCCACUUCCAACUCCCUGUGGAGAUGAAAGGUACAAAACCUCCCAUCUGUCUCCAAUCUGAUCACCUGAAUGGAAGAGAGAGACACCCAACAGGCAGCUAAAAUGCAAACAUUCCGUGUGCUCCUCCCUAAGAGCCUGUUGUCUGUAUACCCAGCUCUGCUGUGUUCUUGUAGGGCUGUGGCGCUGGGGAAGCUCUUGGAGGAAGAAGAGAUACACACCUUCUGCGUCGGAAGAUCUCUUUUCAUUUUGCCCUUUAUCACUGAUGUUAUAUUCUAUAUGGCCUGUUAGAACAUGGAGGCCCAAGGAGUUUUUGUUAGGAAGUCCCUACCACCAAGUGCUGCCCCACAGUAGACAGCAGGUUAGUCAGAUAGACUGGGGUUCUUAUUUUAUUUUUUUUUAAAUGUCUACUCCCAAACCUUCUCCUAAUUGCUAUUGUUACUCUCCCCUAUAGCAGGCUCCCCUCUCGAAUUUUAAUCUUUUUCUGUUUGACAAAUACCCCAACUUUCGCUGACCUUAGGGGCACCCCAUGAAAGGUCUCUCAGGGCAUGGGGAAUAUGUUUUCUGGGACUUAGGUUAGAAUCUUAAUCAUAAAUGAUUCUUCCCAAGGGGUGAAGUGUGUGAUCACAGAUUGCCCUGCUCUUCCUGGUCUCUGGGCAGGAAGCACCCACCCUGUUUGGCAAGCAUACCCUCACAAGGAUUUUCUGAGAUUUCUCUACCAAGUGGGAAGCCACAGUGGGCUACCUAGCCUCUGGUGUGGAGUGGUUCAAUAACCUAUGGUCAAAGUUAAUGCUAUUGAACCAAGGCCACUAAGAUACAAUCAAGGCUGGCCUGUGUUCUCACAGGGCUUCAGUGUUUCAAGCUGCAGACCCACUGUCUUAGAGCUCAGAAACUUGUUUACUGCUGACCCCUUGCCUUAUUCGGGCAAUAGAAAGCCCGGAGUGAAAAGCCCUGGGUUUCCAGGUUGACCCCUCACUUCCUCACUGUGCCACUUUGUUUCUGUAUCUGUAAAAUGGGGGUGACAAUCCUACCUCACAGGGCUGUGUGGGGACCACAGGAAAACAUGGCUGCGAUGUAUGAGAACCACUGGAAAGCGCGUGGCUGGGCUGUGACCACAGUGUAUAGGAAGUAGGUACCCUGCUGUCCUUCCUAUUUCCUUAUGAAGAACCUAUCAGGUGAUCACACCCGUGCUGGGCCUUGCUACAAGGGAGGGCAGUCGAGAGGAGCAGGACAUUCUUUCUGUUGUGAGACAACUGCAUCAUUUGCAAUUUGCAGGGGCCUACUGUCUUGCUGCCUGCACCCCAGGUCUAUUUGUGCUGGGGUUGGGGGUGCACAGAGCAUUGAGCUGCUUGGCCGCUGUGUGGGAUGAGUCUAAAGAAUUCCUGGCUCACUUCUUUUGAUCUCACACGCUCAAUAUAAGGCAUUAGGACUGUGGAUGGAGUGGCCAAGAAGUUGAUGUUCCUUCUGUCAGCAAGAGGUACAUUAGAGAUGGAGACUACACUGGGUAGAUUCUAGUUUUUAAUUCUUAUUAAUGUGGGGGGAAUAAAUUAAUAAGUAUAAUAUGAUUCUGAUGUCUAUUAGACUUUCUCUGUGCUCUUUGUGAGUAAGGUGGGCCACGGAGUGAUGAGGGCAUCACUGUUAGUUUGGUGAGGUGGUUUAAAUGACUGAAUGCUACAGGAAAGUGUCUUCUACGUGGGCACUGACGUCAGUAGCCAUCUAUGCAUCCUAAAUGCAGGAUCCUCUUGAUUCUUUCUGCCAAUCAAAUAUAUCGUUGCUCUUGGUUCAGGGUUUGUGUCAGAAACUUUAAAAACAUACCUGUUGAUUCUAAAUUAUCCAAAGAUUAUGUACAAAUUUUAAAAUAAAUGUCUUUUUCAGAAA